UCGUCGUCGUCAUUCUCAUCGAGAAAGAAAAGUCGAAGGACGACGAGUAGAACGAAGAAAAGGUUCGAAACUAGUAAAGGUAAUAAAGGAAAAGGAAGAUACGAAGAAGAAGAGGAAGAAGGAAAGAGCGCCUCGUCGAAAACGGCGCUCUUGUUACGGCGGCGAUAGGAGAGAGAGUUAUGGUGGCUCGCACAUGCAAUGACUGUGGCCGCAGCCGUGGCACUGUGGCAUCGUGCCAACCUCUACAAGGCGAUGGCCUGCGUCGUCCUCGCGCUCAUUGCUGUUCAGUAUCUUCUAAGCGGAGUAUUGGAUCGUCGAUCCAUCGAGACCAUAUUCACCAUUAAUGCUACGAGAUAUGCCGAUCGGACGUACAGGAACCAUCCUCGUGGAUUGAUCAUAUACGGUCCAGCGACCGUGUCUAGCAUUUUCAAAGGCCACAACAACAACAACAACAACAACAACAACAACAAUGUCACUUCGAAAAUAUUCCCAUCAGCCGGCAAAGGGGAUAAUGGUGGAAGUGGUCUCGCGAACAUUACCAAAACCGAAGCUGGAAUAUUUCCGACGAACAACGUCGUUGGGUUGUCUCCUGGAAGCUCACCUCAAUAUGUCUCGAAUGCCACGAAUAACGCGACGAUUCAACAAUGUCCCCUUGUAUCUCCAAAUCUCGUUGGUCCAGUGGCCGUUAGUAAAACUCCACCGGAGAUGUCGGUCAUUGAAAAAACGUUCAUCGAGGUGAAUCCAGGUGGAAGAGGAUGUCCAACGAAUUGCGUAGCGAGAGAUCGCGUAGCCAUUAUUAUUCCGUUUCGUGAUCGCCCACAGCAUCUGCAGGCGUUACUCUUCAACGUGCAUCCUAUUCUCUUGCGUCAGCAAAUCGAUUAUCAGAUCUUUGUGGUCGAGCAGGAAGGUACCGGAGCAUUUAAUCGAGCGAUGCUGAUGAACGUCGGUUACGUGGAAGCCUUGAAGGAGAGAACGUUCGAUUGCUUCAUUUUCCACGAUGUCGAUUUACUUCCGGAAGACGAUAGAAAUCUGUACACCUGCCCGGAACAACCCAGGCAUAUGUCCGUCGCCGUUGAUAAGUUCAGAUACAAGCUCCCGUAUGCCGACCUUUUCGGUGGUGUUUCCGCUAUGUCCCGGGAACAUUUCAAACUGGUGAACGGCUUCAGCAACGUCUUUUGGGGUUGGGGUGGCGAGGACGACGACAUGGCAAAUCGUAUAAAGGCUCAUGGUUUGCAUAUAUCUCGUUAUCCUGCUAACGUAGCUCGCUACAAGAUGCUAACGCACAAGAAGGAGAAGGCUAAUCCAAAGAGGUACGAGUUCCUGAGGACAGGGAAGAAGAGAUUCGCGACGGAUGGUCUAAGCAAUCUUCAAUACGAGCUGAUCGAUAAACAAAAGCCAAAAUUGUAUACGUGGCUUUUGGUACGACUGACACCACCGCAGCCCAGCUGAUGGCUACCAUGGAUCGGUUGAAGGCUCUGGGAAUUUUCUCUCAUGGCCUUAUCAAAAUGAUACAGAGUUCGCUUUCUUUUUCAGAACGUUCCUCCUUCUUUCUAUUUUACGACUAAUGCUCGAUAAAACUCGCACAGUGGGAUAAAUUAUCUGUGAGCGUCCGUUGUUUAUUACGUGCGUGCGUGUGUACUUUUUUCUUUUUUUCUUUUCUUGUUCUUUUUUUUUCUUUUUUUUUUUUUCUUCUUUUUUUUCUUUUUUUUUCUUUUUUUUUUCUUUUUUUCUUUUUUGUUUGAACGUUCUCCAAAGAAAAAGAAAGAGAAUGAACAAGAUGAAGAAGAGAGCGAAGACUUCGAUCGGUACGUUUCGUAAUACGAAAACGAACUUCCGCACUGUUGUUGUUGUUGUUGUUUUCGAUUGUAUCCGGCGUGCGCGUUUAGAUAACUCGCGUCUAUUACUACUGGUUUCCCUUGAAAAUCUUAGCACCGUUAGAGGGGUGCGACGACGGUGGAAACGUCAUUGCGUGAUAUAUUUUUAUUCCUCAUAUUUUUUUAUUGCAACGAUAGGAUAACGAGUGCGAUUAGAGAUGUAACGAAAGAGUUGACGUGCCAAAGGAGAGAAUGAAAGUGAAUCUAAGAAAAAAAAAGAAUGAAUAACAAGGGAGAGAGAGAGAGAGAGAGAGAGAGAGAGAGAGCGUGUGCAUGGAAUUUUUAUGAUUGAGUGCUUGAACGACGGUAAUUCGGUCGGAUAAAAAAUUCCUUAGAAUUAAAUAAAACAAAAAGACGUCCACGUUAUCUCUGGAUCUCAUUCCGAAUCUUCUUCCUGUUUAAAUUGAAAAAAACAAAAAAAAAACAAAAAAAAAGAUAAAAAGAUAAAACACAAAAAAAAACCAAGAAAGAACAUAAAAAGUAUGAUAUCACACAAAAAAGACAUGGAACGGGAAGAAGAAAUAAUUUUUUCCAAUCGCGGAACGUCGUCUAUCUACUUAAUUAAGCUAAAUAACUUUAGGAUAUGCUUGGAAAAAGAAUUUACUUAGCCUAUAAUUAGUCAUUAUAUUAUUAUGUAUAUAUAUAUAUAUAUAUACACACACACACACACACACA
Messenger RNA from Vespa velutina, 2549 nucleotides. RefSeq names its product beta-1,4-N-acetylgalactosaminyltransferase bre-4-like. Bases 199 to 1449 code for a protein of 416 amino acids. Gene Ontology annotation, biological process: glycosphingolipid biosynthetic process; carbohydrate metabolic process. The record is from RefSeq and is a predicted model, not a curated record. Gene Ontology annotation, molecular function: N-acetyl-beta-glucosaminyl-derivative 4-beta-N-acetylgalactosaminyltransferase activity. Lineage: Eukaryota; Metazoa; Arthropoda; Insecta; Hymenoptera; Vespidae. The transcript has 6 exons.